Parascedosporium putredinis is the source of this 870-nucleotide messenger RNA. Lineage: Eukaryota; Fungi; Ascomycota; Sordariomycetes; Microascales; Microascaceae. The record is from the annotation of a GenBank genome assembly.
AUGCCGGCCCCCACCAUCCCCCAUUGGCUUGCCAUCGAAGGUGUCCAGCCUGCCAUCCCCCAAAACCCCAUGCAGUCCGAUGCGAGGUCCAACGAGCUCCUCCCCAAGGGCACCGGAGCCAACCCCGCCCUCGCCGCCCUCGCCGGAACGGACGGGGCCAAUCGGCCAGCCGUCAAGCAUGUCAUCAGCAAGGAAAUGGUUCUCUACUUUGAUAAAAUCCAAGCCGCGCUACUCGACGAUAACCCAGACGAAGAGGUCGUUCGCCUCCGCCAGGCCGCCCUCGCCUCCGUCCGGGACGACCCCGGCAUCCACCAGCUCGUACCCUACUUCAUCAACUUCGUGUCAGACCAAAUCACCCACCACCUCGACGACGUCUUUGUUCUUCGCCGCAUGAUGGAGCUCACCUCGGCCCUCAUCGCCAACGAGACCCUCUUCCUCGACCCUUACGCGAGCCCCCUCUCCGCUCCCGUCCUCACGUGUCUCCUUUCCCGCAAGCUGGGUUCGGAUGAAGGACCGGACGCCGUCAAGGAGCAGUACCAGCUGCGCGAAUUCUCCGCUUCCCUCGUGGGCGAACUCGCUCGCCGCUAUUCCGCCUCCAACCCUCUGCUUCGGUCCAAGCUCACGCGCACCUGCCUCAAGCACUUCCUCGACCAGAGCAAGCCCGCACCGGUCCUCUUUGGCGCUAUUAGCGGCCUAGGCGCGGCCGGCGGGCCGAGGCCGUCCGCCCGCGCCACCGCCAAUGGCGCCAUCUCCGACACCGACCGUACGGAGCUUGUCGACUUCCUCGGCGAUAUGAUUGCCCAGCGCGUCGUAGCCCUCGGUGACCACCAACUUGUCAAGAAGAUUCUCGAAGUGAGGUUCACCGAGUAG